Messenger RNA from Archocentrus centrarchus (flier cichlid), 3002 nucleotides. RefSeq names its product gamma-glutamyltransferase 5b (gene ggt5b). Gene Ontology annotation, molecular function: glutathione gamma-glutamate hydrolase; leukotriene-C(4) hydrolase activity. The transcript is spliced from 12 exons. Gene Ontology annotation, cellular component: plasma membrane. Gene Ontology annotation, biological process: inflammatory response; leukotriene D4 biosynthetic process; glutathione catabolic process. The record is from RefSeq and is a predicted model, not a curated record. Lineage: Eukaryota; Metazoa; Chordata; Actinopteri; Cichliformes; Cichlidae. Bases 74 to 1753 code for a protein of 559 amino acids.
GCGUGUGCGCACACUGAAGGGCUGCAGUAGCAGCAAGUUCCUUGAGCGCAAAGUUUCCUCCCCAGAAAGUUAAAUGGCUAAAUACAAGCCCUGGAUGUUGUGCUGCUUUAUUUUGAUCGGUUUCAUUUGCAUUGUUGCGAUCGUGUGCCUGUGCUUCACCUCGUUCCUGGACAGAAGAUGCCCCAGCGGCAGUUACAAGCGUGCGGCCGUGUCCGCAGACUCUCAGAUUUGCUCGGAGAUUGGCAGGAACAUGCUUCAGCAGGGUGGGUCAGCAGUAGAUGGCGCCAUUGCAGCUCUCCUGUGCACAUCUGUGGUCAAUCCUCAGAGCAUGGGGAUUGGAGGGGGGUCUAUAAUAACGCUGAGAAAUAAGACAGGGCAUGUUAAAGUCUACAACUUCAGAGAGACUGUCCCACAGUCAGUAAAGCCAAACCUGUUAAAGGAGUGUCCCACUACAUUCAGACUUUCCACAGGCAGUCAGUGGAUCGGCAUUCCUGGAGAGCUGCGAGGCUAUGAGAAAAUUCACGAACAGUACGGGAAGCUGCCCUGGGCCAAGCUGUUCGAGCCAACAAUUAAACUGGCUAGGGACGGCAUCCCUCUGCCAGUCUUUCUGGGAAAAGUUCUGGCGACUCCCUUUGUGAAACAAUUCAUACAAGGAUCAUCUCUGUGUGAAAUUUUAUGCCACAAGAACAAAACUGUCCUGAGCACAGGAGACAUCCUAAAGUUUCCUAAACUUGCAGAAACCAUGGAAACAAUUGCAAAUCACGGAGCAAAGGAGUUCUACACUGGCAAGAUAGGGCAUGACUUAAUCCAAGACAUAGAAGCUGCAGGUGGGAAGUUGACCAUGGAGGAUUUGAAGUCAUUCCGUGUGCAGGUCGAAGAUGCUUGGACUGUUCCUCUGGGAGAUGCUAAACUAUAUGUCCCUCCACCACCUGCUGGGGGCGCCCUGCUUGCCUUCAUUCUCAAAGUCAUGGAAGGGUUCUCACUGACUUCGAACUCCCUGGUUGGUGACAAGAAGAUUCAGAUGUAUCAUCAUUUCAUAGAGGCACUUAAAUUUGCUAAUGGCCAGAGAAAGUGCAUAUGUGAUCCAAAGUUUAAUAACACCAAGUGCGCACAUCACUUGAUUGAUCCCACCUUCAUUGAUCGCAUCAGGAAGAUGAUUUCUUCAAACAGGACUCACAGCAACUCUUACUACAAUGUCACACCUUCAUCAGAUCACACUGGGACGACACACGUGUCUGUCCUCGAUGAAGAUGGCCUCGCAGUCUCGGCCACGAGCACUAUAAACCAAAUAUUUGGAGGACUGGUUUACUCUCAGCGUACAGGAAUCAUCCUCAACAAUGAGCUGGCUGACUUUUGCGGGAGAGCAGACACACUGAGGGCAGGCGAACGGCCUCCCUCCUCAAUGGCUCCAGCAAUACUGGAGUCAAAGUCUGGAGGGAUUCUUGUGAUUGGUGGAUCAGGAGGAAGCCUGAUUACGACAGCAAUGGCCUUGUCUAUAAUAAAUCACCAGUGGCUGGGGAUGAACUUGAAAGAUGCCAUUGGUGCGCAUAUUGUCUUUGUCGACUCAGAGAACAACGUAAAUUUUGAGACUGGUUUUGACAAGUCUGUGAUAAAAGGCCUAACAACACGUUUUGAACACAAGCCUGGGAACUGGAGCUUCUUUUUAAAUGUGGUCAAUGCCGUGGAAAAGCAGAACAGCUGCAUUGCGGCUGUAUCUGACAGCAGGAAGAUGGGAAUGUCAGCAGGAUACUGAGCAUGAGGACACGUAACCUUUCCACUAAUAUCUGCCCUUUUCACUAACUGACCCUUUGCCUUAAAAGUAAUCUAUGUGCUGCAGCACUGCCAACAAAAGGUGAGCGAAUGGUGCUGUGGCUCUUUCCAAACGGAGCAAUCAGGAAACUACUCACCUUAGUGGAUGACUUCAAUUUAUAAUAACUUGGGUCACAUUUUCAAACUUUUGGCCGUUAUUUCUAAUACAAUAUAAUAAAGUUAUUGCUGAAAUCUUCACCGCUGGCACUGUGGACAAAAAGAAGUGAGCUGGGUAGAGAAACAGUGGUGAGAUCCAGUCAAUUCAGAUUAUUUAGAGGUGAAUCUUUCAGCAAAUAACCAAAAAGGUGAUUUCAUUAAUAUUUUUGUCAGCUACUCCUAUGCAAAUAUUAGAAAAUAGGCACAUGCACUGCUAAUUUCCAGACCAGUGCCAUUACGAUAUUGCAGUAAAGUGCCCUGAGAUGAUGUAAUAAAUGUGACAGACUGUUUCCUGUGAACUUUGCUUUCAUCCAUGUCUCAACUUUUCCACCUUGUGCAGGUGCUGAGAAUUUUUUGUAUGUUGUUGUUUGUUUGUUUUUUUUUACGCAAUCACUGAAAAAUUCCUAUAAAAACAGAUAAGAAUGCAAUUACUAUGUGCACAACUACAGCACGUUUAGGACAAAAUUCAUCUAAGAAACUGGUCUUUAAGGUGUUUUGAAUGUUUGCAACAUUUUUAUAGCACUAGCCUCAAUGACAGUUGUCAUAGAGGAUGAUGACGCUUUUAGUGUUGCUUAUGUGUGCCCGGAACUCAGUGAAAGUUGGAGAUAAGCUGAAAUGAAAACAUUUUUUAAGGUGAUGUGACCAACAGGGGCAGUGCUCACAUUUGCCUCCAUGAACUGUAGGACCAGUGCGUACUGUGUGUGUGUGUGUGUGUGUGUGUCUGCUAAAUCAAAUUAUCAUUGAAUGUUUUAUAUUUCUUAUUCUGUGUAAGAAAUGUUUACUAAAGAUGAGCCAUUUAAAAUUUUUAAUGUGACAGCCUGACUGGUAUAUUGGCAGCUUCCCAAACAGACAACUUUUACUGUGGCAUUAAAGAUUUAACUUUAUAUGAAACAAUCUUACUCAGAUUGGAGCCCAUGCUAUAAGUCCAAAAUUAACCUAUAAAAAAAGGAAGUAUAUUUUAACACACGCUAAAUAUUUUGUAUUUUUUUAAUGUUUUGUGAACAUAUUUUGUAUUGUUUGUAAUAAAAAUUCUUAUA